Molecule: messenger RNA, 2084 nt
Organism: Perognathus longimembris pacificus (Pacific pocket mouse)
Lineage: Eukaryota; Metazoa; Chordata; Mammalia; Rodentia; Heteromyidae
Product: glycine N-acyltransferase-like
Exons: 5
Coding region: 977-1864 (295 amino acids)
Cellular component (GO): mitochondrion
Molecular function (GO): glycine N-acyltransferase activity
Source: RefSeq, a predicted model, not a curated record
AAAUCAGGUUUUAUUCCACAUUACUAAAUAAGUAUGAUGAGAUUUGGGAGCUUGCUGUUGGUAGGUGAGUGGAGAUAAUGUAAGGGCACCCAGGCAGAGUAUUCUAGUUCAAGUGCCAUUUAUUUAAUGUCAGACAGUCUGUCUUAUCUAAUCCUCUGCCAACUUCCUAAGGUAUUUAACUUUUUCCUUUGAUUCCUGACAUCUAGGAAAGUCAAGUGCUCUCUUUAAAGUUUCAAUAGAACGAAAUAAAUUCUGUCAAAAGACCAAAGUAAAGAAGAAAUGUCAAGAAAACUCAAAUAUGAAUUUAACAAUUCUCAUCCAUAAUGUCACUAUCAUUUUUAGUAUUUCUUUCUGAUUCUUUUUAAUGCAUAUCUGAUAUCUAUAAAUAUGCACAAAAUACUUAUACCUUGUAUAAUUUUUUCCUAAAGAUAUUUUUCUUUAUUCCCCCUCACUCCCAGAUAAAUUCCAAACACAAAAAUAGCUCUUUCAAAGAUCUCAGUCUCGUGAGUAGCUGAGACUACAGGCAUGAGCUACUGGUAUCUAGCUUCACUCAUAAGCUUUGUAACAACUGAUAUAGAUAAAGAAAUCCAACCAAUGGGGAGUUAAGCAACUUGCUUAAUAGUAUAUAAUUUCUAAGUAUCAGAGUCAGGCUUAGCAUAGAUGGAAGCUUAAUUAGAAAGCAUAGUUAUGCAUAUUUUAGAGACUAGAUUAGGACAACUUGUUGGAAUUCUAGGUGUGAUAAGAGUAUAAACAAAAAUUUCUAAAAUGUUAAAAAAAAUGAUAGUAAAGACAAUUCCAAAAAGAAAUACUUUUAUUCCAUUAGGCCUGUGAUUUCUUGAAAUUAGAAGAUGGAAACCCAGUGAAAUUACAGGAAUAAAGUUCAAGCCACGAAUGCCUAUAGUGUCUGUAUGUCAUCCAGCGCUUCUCACUCUUUCAUGUUUCCGGACUCUCUUUUUAGGCUGAGAUACUUGCCACAAUGUUCCCUUUACAAGGCCCACAGAUGCUGCAGAUGCUGGAGAAAUCCCUAAGGAAGAGCCUCCCAGAGUCCUUGAAGGUGUAUGGGACCGUUUUCCUCAUGAACCAGGGAAACCCAUUCAAGUUAAAGGCCCUGGUGGACAAGUGGCCUGAUUAUAAUACUGUGGUUGUUCGUCCUGAGGAGCAGGAGAUGAGAGAUGACCUUGACAACUUCACCAACACCUACCAAAUCUACUCGAAGGAGCCCAGGAGCUGUCAUGAGUUCCUUGGUGCAUCGGAUGUCAUCAACUGGAAACAACAUUUGCAGAUUCAAAGCUCACAAUCCAGCCUGGAGGAAGUGAUACAAAGUCUUGCAGCUGUGAAUUUCACCAGGGUGAAGAAAGCACAACAUCUUCUCUACAUGACAUCUAAGACAGCACAGAGGCUGCUGCCAUUCCUGCUGGCCACUAGGAAUUUAUGUCCCAAUUCAGGCAGACCCAAGGCCAUUAACCAAGAGAUGUUUAAACUCUCCUCGCUGGAUGAUUCCCAUGCUGUUUUGGUGGAUCAGUUCUGGGGUUUUGGUGGCAGUGAGAAGAGCCAGAGGUUCAUCAAGCGCUGUAUCCAGACCUUCCCUAGCACCUGCGUUGUGGGACCCGAGGGGAGUCCUGUGUCCUGGGCCCUGAUGGAUCAGACUGGAGAGAUCCGAAUGGGUGGCACUGUGCCCAAGUACCGGGCCCAAGGGCUCAGCUCCUAUGUCUUCUAUGUCCUCAGUCAGGCUCUGGAGAAGCUUGACUUCCCUGCAUAUAAUAACACAGGCAAAUCCAACAAAUUUGUGCAGAGAAUGUCUGAAACUCUGCAUCAUCUCCCCUUGCCCUGUGACUGGAAUCAGUGGACAUGUGAGCCUCUGUGAGGUCGGCUGGAAAUGCUGGAUGAGGUGGGCUGGGAGGUGGCAUGGUGGAGGUGUGCACACACAGAGAGCCAACGAUAGUGAGCAGUGGCUCACUCAUAGCUGAGAUUUAAGGAAGCAAAAUGGGUGAGUAUUGGGGCAACACUAUCCUUUACCCUCCAGCAGACCUGCCAUAGCCAGAUCUCUAUGUAGUUAGCAUUUCCUUAUUCAGUUUCUUAUACUU